Schistocerca piceifrons (Central American locust) is the source of this 3021-nucleotide messenger RNA. RefSeq lists its product as uncharacterized. Gene Ontology annotation, cellular component: membrane. Lineage: Eukaryota; Metazoa; Arthropoda; Insecta; Orthoptera; Acrididae. The record is from RefSeq and is a predicted model, not a curated record. The transcript is spliced from 6 exons. The coding region runs from base 1 to 3021 and encodes 1006 amino acids. Gene Ontology annotation, molecular function: transmembrane transporter activity. Gene Ontology annotation, biological process: transmembrane transport.
AUGACGCCGCGCAGCGUACCCCCUGCUCCCUCAAGUGCGACUCGUGGGCCCUAUAUAGAGGGCCGAAGGGAAGCAGCCGACCGCCGCCGUUCGUCGCUGAUAUACACUGCAUUUGGCUCGUUCGCGGCUUGGUCGGCUACGACGCUCCCCAUUCUGCAAUCAGAGGACUCUCCGGCCCCGAUCACCGCAGACCAGGCCUCGUGGCUGGCUUCCAUCAACUCGCUGACGGGGCUGGUAGCGACGUUCACCGCUGGCUACGCUGUGGACAUCAUCGGCAGGAAGAAGCUGAUUCUCUUCGCCGCUGCCCCACUCCUCGUCUGGUGGCCAAUGGUCGCUUUCGCAAACUCUUACGCAAUGCUGAUGGUUGCCAUGACGAUAGGAAGCUUAUCUGGCGGCCUCAUGGGCAGUCCUUCCACUAUGUUUCUGUGCGAAAUCGCUGACACCGAAUUACGAGGCACGCUCAUGAUGAUCCACACUGUGUUGAUGAACUGCGGCAGCCUUUUCAUGUACUGCAUAGCGCCCUACUUGUCCGUUUCGACUGUUUCCUUCAUGUGCACUGCCGUCCCCAUUAUCUUCGUUGUCACAUUCGUGUGGAUGCCCGAGUCACCGUACUUCUUCCUUCUGCGUAACAGAGAAUCUGAAGCUGUGAAGAGUCUCGUAAGGUACAGGGGCGAGUUGACACCAGAGGAACUGCGCUCGGAGCUUGACUCAAUGUACAGAGCAAUCCGACAGAAGCAAGAGACCAAAGGGAGGCUGAAAGACCUUUUCUUGGUACCAGUGCACCGCAGGACUCUGCUGAUAAUGUUCGGGUUCGUCUUGCUCCAUUUGUCCACUGGUGCAAUAGCGUUUGGUACCUACACGACGUACAUAUUCGAGAAGAGUGGAAGCGGUUUCGACGCAGAUGUGUCUUCCAUCAUCGUAGCGGCCGUUAUGCUUGUAUCGAGUAUUUCGUCGUCCUUCAUUGUUGAAAGAGUUGGCCGGCGGCCACUCGGGAUUCUGGGCCUUACCGGGUGCUGUGUCUGCCUGACCGCCAUGGGCGCCUACUUCUACGUGGACGAGACCCAGGGUGAGGUGCCCUCUGCCUUCGACUGGGUGCCGCUCACAACCGUCAUCGGAUUCAACAUAUCGUUCGGUGUUGCCUCGGCCCCGGCUUUCAUCAUGUUCAUCGGUGAGAUAUUCCACGUGUCCGUGAAGUCCGGCGCCAUAACCAUCUGCAACACGGUGGUGGCGGUCUAUAGCUUCGCUCUGAAGAAGCUGUUCCAGGUGGUGUCGGACAGCGUGGGCGCACACUACUCGUUCUGGGCGUUCGCCGCCAUGUGCGCGCUCACCGCCCUCUACCUGUUCCUGCUGCUGCCCGAGACCAAGGGCAGGACCUUCGCGGAGAUCAGCGACGACAUGGCCGCCCGCCUCGGCGGAGCUCCCCCCUCCAGCUACAACGAGGAACCCACAAAGGCGGCGUCAGAGCUGGCGUUGCCAACUUCUCUUACGGACACGAGCUCUUCCAGCAAUUGUAUCAUUUCUUGCCGUUUAAUAGCAAGCAAGAUGCAGAAGCACAGCCGACGAUUACAGUACAUAGCUGCAGUUACAGGGUCGCUGAUAUACACUGCAUAUGGCUCGUUCGCGGCUUGGUCGGCUACGACGCUCCCCAUUCUGCAGUCAGAGGACUCUCCGGCCCCGAUCACCGCAGACCAGGCCUCGUGGCUGGCUUCCAUCAACUCGCUGACGGGGCUGGUAGCGACGUUCUCCGCUGGCUACGCUGUGGACAUCAUCGGCAGGAAGAAGCUGAUUCUCUCCGCCGCUGCGCCACUCCUCGUCUGGUGGCCAAUGGUCGCUUUCUCAAACUCUUAUGAAAUGCUGAUGGUUGCCAUGACGAUAGGAAGCUUAUCUGGCGGUCUAAUGAGUAGCCCUUCCACUAUGUUUCUGUGCGAAAUCGCUGACACCGAAUUACGAGGCACGCUCAUGAUGAUUCACAUCGUGUUGAUGAACUGCGGCAGCCUUUUCAUGUACUGCGCAGCGCCCUACUUGUCCGUUUCGACUGUUUCCUUCAUGUGCACUGCCGUCCCCAUUAUCUUCAUUGUCACAUUUGUGUGGAUGCCCGAGUCACCGUACUUCUUCCUUCUGCGUAACAGAGAAUCUGAAGCUGUGAAGAGUCUCGUAAGGUACAGGGGCGAGUUGACACCAGAGGAACUGCGCUCGGAGCUUGACUCAAUGUACAGAGCAAUCCGACAGAAGCAAGAGACCAAAGGGAGGCUGAAAGACCUUUUCUUGGUACCAGUGCACCGCAGGACUCUGCUGAUAAUGUCCGGGUUCGUCUUGCUCCACUCGUCCACUGGUGCAAUAGCGUUUGGUACCUACACGACGUACAUAUUCGAGAAGAGUGGAAGCGGUUUCGACGCGGAUGUGUCUUCCAUCAUCGUAACGGCCGUUUCGCUUGUAUCGAGUAUUUCGUCGUCCUUCAUUGUUGAAAGAGUUGGCCGGCGGCCGCUCGGGAUUCUGGGCCUUACCGGGUGCUGUGUCUGCCUGACCGCCAUGGGCGCCUACUUCUACGUGGACGAGACCCAGGGUGAGGUGCCCUCUGCCUUCGACUGGGUGCCGCUCACAACCGUCAUCGGAUUCAACGUAUCGUUCAGUGUCGCCUCGGCCCCGGCUUUCAUCAUGUUUAUCGGUGAGGUAUUCCACGUGUCCGUGAAGUCUGUCGCCAUAAUGAUCUGCAACACGGUGCUGGCGGUCUACAGCUUCGCUCUGAAGAAGCUGUUCCAGGUGGUGUCGGACAGCGUGGGCGCACACUACUCGUUCUGGGCGUUCGCCGCCAUGUGCGCGCUCACCGCCCUCUACCUGUUCCUGCUGUUGCCCGAGACCAAGGGCAGGACCUUCGCAGAGAUUAGUGACGACUUGGCAGCCCGCCUCGGCGGGUAUCCUCCCUCCAGCCACAACCAGGAAGCUACAAAGGCGGCAUCAGAGCUGCCAUUGCCAACUUCUCUUGUUACCAAACCGUGCAAAACUGAAGCCAGUGCAGUGUGA